GCAGCCGAGAGCGAUCCCCUUCAUGCGGCGUCACUUCCCUUGGGCCCUCGUUGCUGGACUGGCUUCCCAGUGUCCCGCUGCAUUUUCCCAGGAGGCACCGGAAGUGGAAGACCUCGCGCUGCUUACGACUCGUGCGAGAGCUGGGAACAGCCCGAAAAUUCCUGCGAUCGUGCAUUUUAACUACAAGAUCAAUUUGCACAUUGACGAUGACAGCUAUGACUUCGGGGAUGUGUCGACAGACGACAAAGACUUUCUCCAGGUGUUGAAGAAGAAUUGCAAGCACACCGUGGACACCUUCGGUGGUGACGUAGACAAGGUGUACUUCUACGACGACCGAGACUGCGAAGACGAGCUCCGGAAACUGAGCGACUUCGAUGGCGAUAAGUUAGCGGACGGCUUCGGACGCUUCCAAAAUGGUCGUUUUAAGUCCGAUUUGUGUCGCCUGGCGCAGCUGUACACAUAUGGCGGCUACUACUUCGACACCGACAUCCUUCCG
Molecule: messenger RNA, 496 nt
Organism: Symbiodinium sp. CCMP2456
Lineage: Eukaryota; Dinophyceae; Suessiales; Symbiodiniaceae
Source: the annotation of a GenBank genome assembly